Betta splendens (Siamese fighting fish) is the source of this 3174-nucleotide messenger RNA. It is a transcript of the gene rxfp3.2b, whose product is annotated as relaxin family peptide receptor 3.2b. Gene Ontology annotation, molecular function: G protein-coupled receptor activity. The record is from RefSeq and is a predicted model, not a curated record. Gene Ontology annotation, cellular component: membrane. The transcript has a single exon. The coding region runs from base 1563 to 2759 and encodes 398 amino acids. Gene Ontology annotation, biological process: G protein-coupled receptor signaling pathway; immune response. Lineage: Eukaryota; Metazoa; Chordata; Actinopteri; Anabantiformes; Osphronemidae.
UUCUCAGCCUUGAACGCGCGGAUUGCUGUUUUUAACCAGAAAAACAAUAUUACACCGUCAAAAAGGAGUAUAACUGAUAGUAGACUCCUUCACAUUUGCCUCCGCAAUUACCGGUGCCUUUAGUUUUGAUCGCGGUGUUGCUGCCAGGUGGUUCGCAGCUGCAUAAUAACGCUGCGUAAAUGAAAAGUGGUUCGGUGCGCAGGCAGCGAAGUGCCACGCGCGUCCUAAUGCGCGGGCUUAAUCUGCGUCUAGAUGUUGAACGCUCAGAACAUUAAAGCAGACACACUGUCAGUACUUGCGCAUUUGGGGGGUUUAAGCGCGUUAAGAUGACAAGGAGUGACUUUGCACUGAUGCAGAUUAUUUUUUUUUUCUUUUUAAUUUCCCUCGACAAAAAGGAAACUGCGGGGGAGAUUACUUGCUCUCGAGGGCAGCGCUCCUCGGAAGCGUCUGCUCGGGGUUCGGGCUCGUGGAAACCUCUGUUCUGUGUGGAUCAACCCCCGCCGGUCUUCAGGGCUACCUGGGCUCUGUUGUCGAGCAGCGCGAGCGCAGCGGGGGGCGCAGCGUGUUUCCCCGUUUAAUGCCAGCUGGAGGCCGACGGGAGCUGAAGGAAGUCGAAUUCUGAUUAAAUAACGGUGGUUCUGCAGCACAGCGUGUGAUCAAAGACAACAUUUACUUGAGUGAGCGGAGGAGCACAAAAGCCCAACAAGAAAGCUAAAUUCUGCUGGGCGGUUUCCCAUUAAACGCGUUACAUUCCUAAUGUUCCUGCAAAACUCAAUUCCCUUCUCUGAAUGCAUAAAAAGGUGGAUUAUUUACAAACCGUUGCUGCUUGAGAUAAAUAGGUCAGUGCAAUGUAAUAUUUGGAACAAAACACCCUACAAUACAUAAAAUAAUACUCUAAGAUGUUUUAUUUAUGUGUCGCUCUCCGCUGACCCCGUUUACUCCGUCCUUUCAAACGCUGCAUCAGGGGAUUUGCAAACGCAAACACAGUAAAAAAAAGAAAAAAGCAAGACAGCUUCAUCAUGUUUUUCGCUCUCGUGUCCUUGAUCCUGCUCCUCCACCUGAACACAGUCGGAACUCGGCACCGGCACCGUCUCCUCCGCACCUUCCCGUGGUCCUCGCGCGCGCCUUUCUUUCCUCGCGUCCCGGAAAAGCCCGACACCACGCAAACACGAUUUUCUAGAAGGUGUCGGUGUCGCGUCACAACGCGUUAAGCUUCACCUCUGACGGACGCGCCGCGGGGACUUUGAUGUGGCUGCGGCUCUCACGGCGGAUUUCGCCCCGGUCCAAUCACGCCGGCUGGCGAGGAGAAGCGCGUCAGCCGCGCGGCCGAGCGCUGCGCGUUCGCGUGGCACCUAUAAACAGACGCGGCGCGCACAGCCGCGACUUGUCGUGGAGCGAGGAGGAGACGCUCGCCGCGGCGGAGGACGACAUCCGCGCCGGGAGAUAACGGGCACGCUCAGAAUGACGCGCCGGGCAACUUUUCCCCUCUCUUUGUGGCAACUCUCCGUCCAACUUUGCUGUUCGAGGUGAGCGAGCGAGCGAGCGCGCGCGGGCGGGCGGCCAUGCAGCUCAACGACACCGGGGUCCGGACUCUGGCUCCAGACGCGUGCGAGCAGCAGAUCCUCCAGGAGGACAACGCUGGGGACGCGGCCGGGACUCCAACCAGCAACCUGUCCCUGCACUGCUGGCUGCAGCUCCUCACCAAGGAGUCCAUCAUGGAGUUCCAGGGGGACAGCUCCAGUGUGGUUGUGCGCGUGAUGAUAGCGUGCGUGUACUCCAUAGUGUGUGCUCUGGGGCUGGUGGGGAACUCGCUGGCUCUGUACCUGCUGCACUCGCGCUACCGGCAGAAGCAGUCGUCCAUUAACUGCUUCGUGAUGGGCCUGGCCGUCACCGACCUGCAGUUCGUGCUGACUCUGCCGUUCUGGGCCGUGGACACCGCCCUGGACUUCCGCUGGCCGUUCGGCCGCGUCAUGUGCAAGAUCAUCAACUCCGUCACCACCAUGAACAUGUACGCCAGCGUGUUCUUCCUCACAGCCAUGAGCGUGACGCGCUACUACUCCAUCUCGUCGGCGCUGAAGAUGCACAGCCGGCACGCGGCGGGCGCCAGGGCCAAGUGGGCCAGCCGGGGCAUCUGGGCCGUGUCCCUGCUGGCCACCCUGCCUCACGCCAUCUACUCCACCAGCGCCCAGGUGUCGGACGAGGAGCUGUGCCUGGUGCGCUUCCCGGACUCGGGCAACUGGGACCCGCAGCUUCUUUUGGGCCUGUACCAGCUGCAGAAGGUACUCCUGGGCUUCCUCAUUCCUCUGGUCAUAAUCACCGUCUGCUAUGUGCUGCUACUCCGCCUGAUCCUCAGCCGGCGCGUCGCCGGCGCCGCCAGCUCGGACCCGGGCCGGCACACGCGGCGCUCCAAAGUCACCAAGUCCAUCGCCAUUGUGGUUCUGUCCUUCUUCCUGUGCUGGCUGCCCAACCAGGCGCUGACGCUCUGGGGAGUCCUCAUAAAGUUUGACCUCGUGCCCUUCAGCAAGGCUUUUUACAACGCGCAGGCCUACGCCUUCCCCCUCACUGUGUGUCUGGCGCACACCAACAGCUGCCUCAACCCGGUGUUUUACUGCCUGAUCCGCCGGGAGUUCCGCGCAGGGCUGAAGGAGCUCCUGCUCCAGUCCACCCCGUCUUUCAGGAGCCUGUCUCAUCUGCUGCGCAGGAAGGCCAAAGUGGCUGAGGCACCAGCUGUCAUGGUUCUGGUCCAAAUGGACGUCUGACCGGACGACUGGCGAGUGGAUGGAGCGAAUGACUGACUCACAAAGUAAAAGAGUCAAGGCUGGUUGAUGUGAGUGUUACUUUACCUUAAAGGUGUGUUUAUUUGAAAUGAGAAAACAACAACAACAACAACAACAACAACAACAACAACCAAUUGGUGAGAGAGACUCCAAGUUUCACUCUGCUCAUGUUUUCACUUGUUACAAAGUGACUCUGGCUGUUUAUCCUCUGCCUCUGGACAAUAUCAGUGUUUGUGUUUGUUCUAUGGCGUAACUGUGUGCAUUUUAUACAGUAACAGCGAAAUGGAAAAUGUGAAACCAAGUAUAAUUUCAAAUGUAAAUUAUUAGUAGAGCUAUUUGCUAUACAUAAGACAUAUAAAGACACAAAUGAGAGAAUAAACGAGCAAAACAACUGAAA